Jatropha curcas is the source of this 2580-nucleotide messenger RNA. RefSeq names its product RNA-binding KH domain-containing protein. Gene Ontology annotation, molecular function: RNA binding. The record is from RefSeq and is a predicted model, not a curated record. NCBI's taxonomy places the organism in Eukaryota, Viridiplantae, Streptophyta, Magnoliopsida, Malpighiales, Euphorbiaceae.
CAUGUAGAAGUACACAGUACAACCGCGUCCAGCGAAUUCUGGCGCGCUUUAUAGCCCCUUUUUUAAUGUCUCUCCACUGUACGGACUUGCAGAUUUCUGAAACCGUAGAGAGGAAGGCAAACCAAACGCAAGAAUAUUCCCUCCAUUUUGGGGCAGCAACAACUCUCCGGACGCAACGCCGUUUCCCCGAUGCAAGAAAGCGACCAUAGCCGCAGACGGCGUCCCCGUCAAUUGCAGCGGUUCGUUCUGCAACCCGGCCAGGUCGCAUACCGAGUCGUCUGUCAUUUUUCCAUCAUCGGUGGCCUAAUCGGCACUUCCGGCUCCGUCAUCUCUCAAAUUCGAAGAGACACUGGGUGCACUAUCCAAUGCGAACCGAAAGUGCAAGGUUCGGACCACCGGAUGAUCCUAGUAGUUGGUCCGGCUUCUCCCGGGAGGAGAAUCGCGUUCAAGUCAACAGAGGAUGAUGAUGAGGAGGAGGAAAAGGAGCUUAUAUCGGUGGCUCAGGACGCGGUCAUUAGGGUUUGUGAGAGGAUGUGGGAAGUUGAGGCACAGAAAGGAGGAGCAGGUGAGAGUGAGAGUGGCGUGCGUGAGGGUUAUUGUGGACUUUUGGCAGAUAGGACACAGAUUGGUGCCGUGAUGGGUAGAGCAGGGAAGAAUGUAGUGAGAAUGAGGAGAGAGAGCGGGGCCCAGAUCAGAAUCCUACCGGCCCCGCACUGCGCUACAAAAGAUGAUGAAUUGAUUCAGAUUACAGGUACCAUUUUGGCUGUAAAGAAAGCUCUGAUUGCAGUAACUGAGUGUCUUCAUGAUUGUCCGCCGUAUGACAGAGGUCCAAUGCUUUUGACCAGAUCUGUUGAGAGAUCUUCCUAUAUGGCCUCUUCUGACCCACAUGCAGAAUUCUUCCCACAUCUUAGUUCGUUGUUGCCACCUUUGACCGAAAAUACUGUAAAUACUCAUUCAUUAUCCUCAGAUGCUGGUGGAAACCCCAACCAGGAUGUGAAGGUUACACAACAAGAAGUUUCAUUCAGGCUGCUUUGCUCCAAUGGUGCAGCUGGGAGCAUAAUUGGAAAGAAAGGGACCAUUGUCAGAACUCUACAGAAUGAAUCGGGUGCUUCUAUUAUGUUUGCUGCUCCAAUCACUAUGUCUGGUGAACGUUUAGUCACCAUUUCUGCCUUGGAGAACCUUGAAUCAUGGUACUCUCCUGCACAAAAUGCCGUUAUUCUUGUCUUUGCUAGAUCUAUUGAGCAUGAAAUUGAAAAGGGGCAUCCAUCAGUCUUGAUUGAGGGUACUUCUGUAACUGCACGGCUACUGGUUGAAUCAGAUGUAGUUUGUUGCUUGAAUGGGAAUGGUGGGGAGAUAGAUUCCAAAUUCACAGAAGGAAGUGGUGCUGAUAUACAGAUAUUAGAAGGGGAACAGAACUCGGAUUGCGCUUCAGAAAAUGAUGUAGUAAUAGAGAUCACAGGCGAGUAUAAAAAUGUACAGAAUGCUCUGUUUCUAGUUACUCGAAAACUGAGGGAUACUCUUGUGCCUAGUGAGUUGCUCGAUGAAGCAAAAUUAAGGAGUCCCAAUGGAAGAGUAGUGGAGGUUGCUUCUCCUAGAUUACAACAACUGGCAGACCUAUCCCUUGAUUCUGAUCGAGAAGCUAGUUUGACUAGUGCAAUGGAUCAGCUUGGAUUCUCCAACAGCUUAUGUAAUGCUUCUUCACUAAGACUGCAGUUAACACAGAAGUUUGGAAAAGGGAGUUCAGCAGCCAUUAAAAAUAAUGAAAACAGCUCAACAGCAUUUGUUGGGGGUUCAGAACUUGAAAGAUCCCUGCACUUUCUUUUGCCCAAGGAGGUGCUUAAUGAGGUAGGUGCAAAGAGUCCUUCUGGAGUUAGGGAGACUGCUUGCCUUGAAUUGGAUUUAUCAAUUGGUCAAGCUUCUGGUCCCAUGAAAGUUGGCGCUACUUCACCUUCAUUGCAUAUGCCACCGACUGUAGAAAGAAGCUCAAAAAUGUUUGGCAGGAGCAUGGAACUUGAGAGUUCAUGCAGCAGAAAAAGAUCUAAUGUGGCAAAUUCAGUUGUGGAGCUUUUAGUUUCUGAAGAUAUCAUUGGUUCUGUUUUUGGCGAAGAUGGCGGCAAUCUGACUCGAUUAAGACAGAUCUCAGGUGCAAAAGUUGAAGUAUGCGACCCUUCUCCUGGUAAAAAUGAUAGGACGGUUGUGAUUUCAGGGACGCCUGAUCAAACCAGGGCAGCACAGAGUUUGUUUCAAGCCUUCAUUUUAGCAUACCAGUAAUUUCCAUAGUACCAGUCUAACCUCUUAUAGUUGCCAGCUGAUCGUUGGAAAUAGAUAUCACACUUUGUGUAUACUUAUAUCUGAUGCAAUAGCGUACUGUAGGUGUGGGAGUUGAAUGUCAAUGUAAUUAUGGGAAUGCUAACGUUCUUCUAGCUUAAGGUGUCACUCAACAAGAUCAAAACCAUAGGUAACGGUGUUGUCUUUCUAACAGGUUCAUCUUGGAUUUGGAAGUUUAGGAUAGUUCAUUGCAACAUUUUUAUAUGGUAUUUUAUGCUUUAAUUUAAAACCUUACCGGAUCAUUUUUUUUAA